Molecule: messenger RNA, 10331 nt
Organism: Gadus chalcogrammus (walleye pollock)
Lineage: Eukaryota; Metazoa; Chordata; Actinopteri; Gadiformes; Gadidae
Gene: cplane1
Product: ciliogenesis and planar polarity effector 1
Biological process (GO): cilium assembly
Cellular component (GO): ciliary transition zone
Source: RefSeq, a predicted model, not a curated record
CUCAGAGGGAUCAUGGGAAUACAUGUGGACGGAGGGAAAUUCGAAAUAUUUCAUAAAAACUGUACAUUACCGUACCUAUGUAGUUCAUUUUACUCGUGCCCAGUUGUAUGUAUGUGUGUGUAACAAGACAGAGGACUGAGAUGCGGUUUAGAGGCACAUUACGGCGUUUGAAUGGUGGAAUUAACCUAGCUAGCUAACUUAAGCUAGCCAGUUAUACUGGAACAUAAACAAGAAGACAGCAGACAGCAGUUAUGCCUAGAUGAUUCCUCUAUAAUCAAUUACGGGACAUUUGCGUUUCCUCAAAAAUGGAGUUGAAGUUGGAAGUUGUCCUGUCAUCCAGCAUCAAAAGAAAGAAACCAUGGCCGCGAUUCUGCUGGCUUGGUCAGGAGAAGGAGGCUGUCUUCCUGUUGGAUGACAAGCGAAUCAGUGAAAUCAACAUGGUGACUGGUCGCACUAAGAAAAAGACCCCUAAACUACAUCCCUUGCUCAAUACUGUGGUCACUAUGGCAGCAUCUCAGACAGGUGCAUGGCUUGCUGGACUGCUGGUAUCAGGGGAGCUGUUUCUAUGGAACAGGGAUAAGGAUUGGUUGAAAACUGCUUCAGCAGUGCCAGAAGUAGCACAACUGAUUGCUUCUGUUAAAGGGAAUGCUCCCCGUUUAGCCCUCCAUGUCUCAGGGGACGGGAUGCGUGUGGUUCUUGCAGCAGUUACAGGGCACAUAUACCUGUGGGAGUGUGCUGACAUCAGGGGUCUGAACGGGGUGCGAGAUGGGGUCGUCAGGGGACGCUGGGCACACAUACAGCCCGCUGAAGAUGCUGCUCUGCCUUUGCUCAAAGAUAAAGAAGCAAGUCAGCAAGGCAUCUUUGUCAAGAAUGAGGCUGUUGGUGAUAUCUUCUUAUCAGCAUGGGUGUUCACAUCUGGGGACAAGCUAACCAUCACCUUCCUGAAAAUCCGAUGGGAGGAGGUGCUGGCGAGAGAAGUUUGUGGUGUAGAUUACAGCGUCAAGUGGGCCACCAAGACGUACCCCAUGGCCAGUCUCACUCCGCCCUGUAAACCAGUGAAGUCCAGAGGGGCACUGGUGCCGGCCUUGUCCCCUGAUGGUCGACUGCUCGCUGUAGCCUUAAACCAGAGAGACCCCAGGGCUACACAGGUUCUCUUUGUUAGCACACAGAACUUUGUGUCAAUAGCCAGAGGAUUAGGCGGAUGUGGGAGCAAGAACUUGACUAUCCCUUCUAAAUAUUUAAGAUCCUACUGGGUGGGCAGUGUGAGCUGGUCUCCCACAGGGCUCUUCCUGGCUUGUGUUCUGAAGAGAGGGUCCCUUCUCAUGCUGGCACGGCUCGGGGAGCUGCUCAGUCUGUCCAGCUCCGGCUGCAAUGUCGACUUUGGGCCCGCCCACUUCCUACCACUGCACCCUCUGGUCACCUACAGGCCGCCAGAGUCCUCCCGGGGAGCGGAGGCCUCUCUCUCCAGCUCCAGCGUGUCCUUCUGGGACGUCCUGAGGCAGCGCUUCUCCGUGACCUGGCACCCCCGGCUCUUCUACCUGGUGGUGUCCGACGGCUACAUGGUCACGGUGCUGCGGCUGCUGGACCGGGCCACCCCGGCGCUGCUCAUGACCGGCCUGCUGCAGGAGGCCAGCAGGGACAUGGAGGGCACCGUCCAGAGGCUGGAGAAGACCCAGACAAAUAUUAGGGCGUGGUUGGACUCUGUGUCAUGCCUGGGCAGCCAGAAGGAGGAAAUGGAUCCCUCUGUUAAGUCUGGACCCAAUACGCUCCACUCUAAGGCCCCUUCACCGGCCCAUGCCAGCUCUCUACCUCUCUUCCUGCAGGACCAGGGAACCAUGAGUGACACUCGCGAGCUUCUUCACAAAGCACAGGCUUUUUUCGAGGACGACUCCGAUGUCGACGUGCGCGCGGCCGGUUCGCACCGGGAAGACGGCGGCGUAUUAGAGUUCGCCUCCAUGUUCGACACGCUCCACGCCAGGCCGCGCCCCCACUCGACCGGGUCCUUCGGGGGGCCCGCGGAUCCGCAGGAUGACCCACCGGCGACCCGGGACUCCUUCUCAGCCACCUGCCCAGAGAAGAAGACGUCUUGGUCUAUGAGGACCCUGGGGGGGGUCAAGGUUCACCUGCUGACCGCCUGGGCUCUUGGGCUGUCUCUGGGAGGAGCGUCUGAGGAGCACCAGUACCUCCUGACCCACACCGUCGGCCUUGUGCUACGGCUGGCCGCCUUGCUUCGUUAUACCGGCGCCAGCACCGCCUCCAGCACUGGCGUUUGCAGCAGCUCUCGCGUCUCACAGCUUUUCAGUGCCUUCCUGGUGUUCCUCUCCUGGGACGCGUUCCACCCCGGCGGUCAGAGUCGCCUGGCGUCGGUGGUGGAACUCACCCACAAGCUGGCACAUCUGCUGCUGUCCCCGCUGCCCGAUGCCUGGCCCAAGGGUCGCUCCGGCUCCCAGUUCUCGUCCCAGAGCAUAUCCAGCGCCCUGCGCGUUGUGCGGCAGGGGGCAGACAGUCUAGACCACGCCUACACUCUCCAGCAGAGACGGGUCUGGGCGUCUGCACCUCAGGGCUCCGGUAAGGACAGACCCACAGAGCUCUGGUCUUCUGAUGUUUACCGUGUGCCUCUCCUACAAGACUUGAACGAAGGGGGGACUGAAUUCAGUCAGUCGCUGCCCGUUCCUCAACGGCCGUCUAGCAGGCUGCUGGGGGCGUGGCAGUGGCUCUACAGCAUCACCCAGCGCUACAUGGAGGAGCUGCAGGGCCUCGCGGGCUGCGACGGCUGGGCGGAGGAGCAGGGCCGGGCGUCCGUCGUGCUGUCCCAGAUUCAGGAGGCUCUCCAGGGCACAGGGGCCAGGCUGGAGGACGGACGGGCCCUGCUCAGCUGUCAAGGAGAACGUCACUUCUUGUUUGGGUCGUACGCUGAGAGCGCAGACGCAUGGAGGUCAGAGAUGUGGACUGAGAGGAACAUAAGUAGUGAACGCAGCGUGUUCCAGGAGACGCGGCUGUGCCUGGCCAUGCUGUACGGACUGCUGUUCCAGUACCGUCUGAGGGAAGCCCAGGCCCUGGGGGACCGCAUGGCCCGGCUGGUGAUCGACCCUGCCCCCCCCCGCCCUCAGAGCACUGACCCCACAGAAGGCGGGGCCCAGUGGGAGUCCUGGCUCCCGGCGGACCUCCACCGGGACGCGGCCCGCGCGGCGGUGCAGACCCUGGGGAGGUUCAUGGCCUCCUACUUCACCAACCAGCCCCUCUGCAUCCUGCCGCCGCACAGCGUGGAGCUGCUGCCUCCGCUCCACCUGCCUCACGAGCCCUCCCUGGGUCGCCUGGUGCCCCUGUGCCAGGAGAGGGUCUCCCGGGCGGUGAGGGAGCAACACGUGUCUGACGUGUGGACGGUGGACUACGCCCAGGACCUGCUGCUCAUCGGCGGGCUGCUUCCCGAGGCCGUGUGGCUGGCCGACCGCCUCGGAGACUGGAAGACCGCCGCCUCGCUCAGCCUGGCUUAUACCAGCUACCGGGACGAGCACUCUCCCGGGGUGUGGUUGAGAGAACUCCAUUUCCCAGCAACCUUAGAGACAGGAAGUAUUUUUCAGGAUCAGCUGGAUUUUCUUCUCAGUCGAAACGCAGACUCAAAUGAGACCGAAGGAGGCUGUUCCCCGGAGUGGUCGGAGGGCGAGGACUGGGACGUUGUGCAGGGCUCGGUGCAGGAGAUUCUGAAGGCCUCUGUCAUGGCCGGGGUGGACGUGGUCUCAGGGCUGCUGUCUGACCUCAUGGAGUCGGCUAAGGCCCUGUCCUCCUGUCUGACUGCCCUGGUGCCCCAGGAACUCUACCUCCCUGCCCCUCCACUGUACUGCCCCCAGCCCGCCUCUAACACACAGGACCCUGCGGGGACGGGGGGCCGUCUCUCGGAGGUCCCCUCCCGUCACAGGGUCUCCGCCGUGCUCCAGAGGCUGCUGCUGCUGCUGAGGUCCGCUCGAUGCUGCCGCCCCGCGGCCCAGUGGUACAUCAGCCAGCUGCGACGCGCCAGGCACCUCCAGUACAAGAUCAAGAAGAAGUACGGCCACCCGUGUGCUGCUGAAGAGGAGGGGGUGCUCCCAGAGGGGCUGGGGAACCUGGUGAACCGCGCUGGGUUCUUCAGGAAAGGCCCCCAUAGAGACGGCCAGCUGGACCCCGUCACCAUCCAGACUAUAAGCUGCUUCAGGGACCUGUGUGGGCUCUGCUGGCUGCUUCACGUCAGGGACCAGCUGUCUAUAUCCUGUCGGAGGUAUCAGGCAGCCAGGCACGCGCAGAGAGACUCACAGGAGUUUGACGACCCUGAGAUGAUCUCUUCCUGCGUGGAAGCGGUCCACUGGGCCUGCAGACUGCUGCCCUUCUCUCGCUUCCUCAACGCAGAGGAGAUGCUGCAGGACGUCCUGCUCAGCCUUGUGUCCGAACUACCGCCCCUCUCUAUGGUGGCAGACACUCUGGUCCGGGCGUUCCCAGCAGAAGAGGAAUCGGUGCGGGUUCCUCUGAGGGAGAAAUACCACUCUCUGCUGGAGAGACUGAAGAACUGCACAGUGCUUGGAGACCCCGGGGAGUCGAGCAGUGAGGUCAUGAUGGUCACGCUCCAAGUCAAGAGGAGGCAGAGGAGGAAGGACCUGCAGCGCCUGCAGAGACACCUGGCCCCGCCCCAGCUCUUCCUGUGGGAGAGGGAGGAGGAGGAGGACAACAGAGGUGGAGGAGGAGGAGGUGGAGGAGGAGGAGGAGGAGCAGGGGGAGGCGGCCGGGUUACGGCCCUCCCGGGGCACCUCUCCCUGGGGACCAGUCUGAGUGCCAGCCCCCUGACGGACCGGGGGCAGCCCAUGGUGUACAGCGACGGAGACACGGCGGAGAACACAUCAGAAGCUCUGUCUACGGACCUGCCGUCCACCACCACCGCCAGCAAACAAGUACAAGACAGCGUCAAAGCAAAGAAAGCUCCCUCCAAGACGCACAAGGUCCUCCGAGCGGAGCGGGACAGGGUCCCGGGCCCCUCCAGACAACCCGAGGCCCCCCAGCCGGAUCCUGACCGCCCCGCCUUACCCACGGUCGGCACCUGGGAGUUUGAGCUGGACGACGAGGAGUACCCGCGUUUCCUGGAGCUCUUCCUCAGCUACGUGCUGGAGAAGGACGGCUCCGGGGCCUCGGGGGGCGAGGACGUCUGCGAGCUCCCCCUGCUGCAGGGCUUCACCGCCCCGCUGCGGGAGCGCGAGCUGCACUCCCUCACCUUCGACGUGCUCUCCACGCUGCGCCGCCGCCAGCGGGACGGGGGCCACGCCGGCAGGAAGCCGCCCGGGACGGGCCCCGACGCACCCCGGCCCGUGUUCAGGGCGGGACACUGUUACAGAGCCGCCCCUGUUCACGAGGCCGCCCGAUCGGAGCCGCCGUCCUCCGUGGCCUCCACCCAGCCGUCCGUGGGCGCUCUGCCCGGGCUGAGCCCUGGGAGGCAGCAGGGUCUGUUCGGCCUCCAGCAGCAGCAUCGGAAGGCUACUCCGGCUCCAGGGUGGAGCACCAUGGGGGGUAGCGUACGCUCGGCCCUGAGCCCCAGACAGAGCGACGUUCCCUGGGAGAACCUGUCCGAGAGCUGGGCCUUCGGCACGCCCGUUUCCACGGAGAUACGGGCGGAUCUGCAGCACGGCCUGGACUCCGAGUUGGAGGCCCAGUUCCCCGAGCUGGGCCGCCUCCUGGAGUGGAUGGUCCGCUGGGCCAAUAGGAGGACACCGCUCGGAAACCAUGGCAUGAUGAUGAGGAAGAAGAAGAAGAAGAAGAAGAGCGGACCAGAGGAUGGAAGCCCUGACGGAGGGGCGUCCGACGGCGGGGUGGUGAUCCGGGUCCAGGCGUCCGCCCCGGCCGUGCUCACGGCGCUCAGCCUGCUGGAGCGCAGGCGCUCCGCUGCCCUCCUCCCGCGCGCCGACCCCGCUCCCGGGCCCCCGCGGACCCCUGUGGCAGAGCCAAACGUCGGCUCGGCCCCGGCGCUGCUGCCCGAGGCGGGCUGGAAGCAGGAGGGAGAGGGCAGCGUGGACACGGGCUACCCUGGGUCGACCCACACCCCGGUCACAAUCCCGGAUGCCCGGCUGAUGCCUGAAGAAGACCCAUCGUUCGCAUCAGAAGAGGUGACGGAGACGGGGGCUUCUCGAAACACAACGGACCCCAGCGCCCAGGAAGCUGUAACCUAUGACUCUGAGAUGGGGACGAUGACAUCACAGCAGCCCUCACUGUGUGACCAUGUUGUAGCUGAGGAAGAAGGUACGCUGUUAUGCUGUAUAUUUGUGCCUGCUCCCAGCAUCCCCGCCGGGCCAGAAGCGCCCAGUGAGCCAGAGCCUCCAGCCGUCCCCCCAGUGAAGGAAGCCCAGGGUGGGCCUGCACCACCUCGGCCCUCCGACCGGCCCACCCCGCUCACCGUCGAUCCCCCAGCUGACCCUCCUCCUCACCCUCAGCCCUCGCAGUCCUGCAGAACCGCGGCUCCCCCCCCCGUCGCCAUGGUGACCAACGACCCUCCAGCCCCUCAGGCUGAGCCUGUGAGACAGCUUGUGAACGAUGAGCUCUUCAGGAUGGUCCAGUUGCAGCAGAUCAACUUCAUGAGCCUCAUGCACAUGGUGGGCUCCACCUUCGCCAGCCUCCCCUACAUGCAGCUGGCCCAGUCUAACGCACUCCUGUCGCAACCGUCAGCGGCUCAGCCCGCCCCCUUCCCACCCCCUCAGCCAAACACCUUCCUCCCUCCGGUCCGCACCGACGCCUACGAACAGCUUCAGACUCAAGCUGGCGUCCCACUGCGCUCUGGACGCAGCGAUGUUCUGCCCAAUCUGGCAUCCACUCACAAUGCUUCAGCUGGGCCGGAGCCAGACAGGCGGACGGACCAUUCUUCCACUUCCAGGAAUCAUCCCGGCAACAUCGACGGCGCAGAGUCGAUGCAGCCGUUGAGGGUACAGGCCGAGGCCCCAGGAAGUCCUCCGGGAGAGAGUCGGCGGUUGAUCCAGACCUCCCAGGGGCCGCAGGCCACCCUCGACCGCGAAAAACCUCUUCCCUCCAUCCCCAUGCCUUCACCCUCUGACCUCGACACCACCAGCCACGGCACUCCCUCCCUCCUCCAUCCGGGGCUUAAGCUGCUCCGUCUUCCCCCUCCGCCCGAUUCCCCCGUCCGACAGGCCUGGGCGCCCGAGGCCCCAAACAUCGGCCUUCCCCAACCCGACCGACGCGCAUGCGAUGAAGACAGGGCAGCCUCGUUCUGGGCAAACGAAGAAGAAGAAGAAGUAGACGAAGAGGAAGUGUUGUUUGCUCCACCAGCACGCCACAGUCAAUCUUCAGCCAUGGGCUCUGGACGUAGGAGAACCCGGGCGUCAGGGCCCUACUCCAGGACCUCCCAAAGGGCAGAGAUGUCACCGCUUCCCCACCCUGACCUUCCAGCCCGCGGGGCCCCGCCGGUGGCAGGGCUCCGCCUGCUCAGCUGUCACUCCCCGACCGCCCCCACCCCAACCGCGUUCCCCCAAGUCGCCCGACCGUCCACCCACAGACCGGUCAGCACCCUCAUCCCUGCUUUCAGCCAACCACCACCGCCACCACCCACUAUCCAGCUGCUAUACAUCGACCCUGAACCAACAACGGUGUUUCCCCGCUCCACUCCUGCACCCGAAAUCAACUAUGUGGACCUUCUGCAGGACCUGAGGAGACUAGACCCUGAGGUCAGGACCCCGUCAGGCCUCCAGCUGAUCUCAGCGAGCCCACCACCAGAGAACCGAAGCGCAGCAGCACUCCUUGACGUCUCGCUCUCUUCCCGCAAAACUAGGAGUAGAAAGGACAGGGCGAAGACCGGAGAGAAAGUCACAUUCAGACCGGAGGAGUCGAUCAUUCCCACCCAAGAGCCAAACGAUGGACGGGCCAAUGAUCAGUCUGCAGUUGGCAGAGACUUGGCUGUUCUCUUUGAUGAUCCCCUGCUUGUGGGUCAGAGGUUAAUGGACAAGGCCUACGCCACCUCAGCAGAGCUCCACGCCUUUGCCUCCACACACAAGAGCCCGCCAGAGAGCCAUGACGCCUUCACCAACACGGAGCCCGCUGGGCAGGCUAAACUUGUGGAUAAAGCUGUAUCUGCAAUUGCUUCAAACCCUGAAUCGAGCCCUGUCCGGGACACAGAGGAGAGCCCGAAGAGACCCCAGCAGAACCAGUUCCUGAACGUAGUGGACCUGGAGGAAGAGGAGGAGUCUCCGCUCAGAGGCCCCGCCCCCGGGUCCCGCCCCAGGUCCCAGCAGGACAUACAGCACCCGGCUCCCUCUGCAGCCCAGCUCCACCUCAUCGCAGCCGCCGUCGUGAGCAACGCCGGGGCGAGGACCUCAGACACACCCGCCGGGGAGAUGGCUGAGACCGUACCUCCACCAGACCUCCCAGACCCCCCUCUCGUCACGUCCACCGGCGAUCGUGUGACGGACGCUCUACUCCAGGGCUGGCCGGGUCCCCCUCACACCGCUAGGGCCCCUGAACCACAGAGCCCCGGGCCCCUGGGGGCCUCGACCGGGCCCCUGGGGGCCUCGACCGGGCCCCAGGCGGCUCACUUCUCCAGCUGCCUGACGGAGAUGGACGCCCAGCUGGCCGCGCUGCAGAGCAUCGCCGACCACAUGGAGACAGAGUUCGUCCACUCCAGGAUGUUGGUGCCCACCAUCGACACAUUGACUCCGGUCUCGGCUCAGGGACUCGACAGCAAGAUGACCCAGAGCAAAACAGUCAGCCUCUUCCUCCCAGACAAAGCGUGGCGGUCACCCUCUCGUGCUAACAAAGAGAAUAUGUCUGACGGAAGGCAGCGAGGACGCCGUGAAAGUCAGACCGACUCAUCAGCUGCUAAGAGACAGUCUCUCUCUCUCUCACCCCUGUCUCCGAACACCCAUAGAGGAGCUCCGUCCAGCCCUCGUACCCCUACAAGCAUUAAAGACCACAAGUUCCCCGAGGCAACCAGGAUGUCACGCGAAGUGGACAGCAGUCUGGGGCUCAGCGGGCUGAGUGACAUGACUGAUAUCCUGGGGGAGCUGGUGAGGGAGGGGGCCCUCUCGCCGUCUGACCUGGAGGUGUCCCAAGCCCAAGCUGCCAGCGGGAAGGAGCUGCGGACCUGGAUGAAGAGGAAGCAGCGAGAGAGACAGGCCUCCUACAGAAACCAGCGGGAGGAGAUGAGGCAGCGGGAGCACCGGCCGUUUGCCAGCGCCAAACCACUGAAUACCACUUUCACUUUCCAGGCUGCGGUCAAGAAAAUCAAAGAAGAUAAAGAGAAGGUGGUGCUUCUGGAGCAGUACAACCAGAGGACCAGGGAAGCCUGUCUGUUGGUCAGUGAUCUGCCGCCAGCUACGUUGACCGUGCCCAGCGCCGCACGGACAGGAAGUGCUCUCUCCCCCUCUUUCAUGCAACCCGCUGCAGCACACAUUUCCGCAAGUUCAAGACCCAGACCCAAGGACCAGUCAAGACCAUCACAGCCCCUCUUUUAUCCCUGGGAACAGCCUGAACAGAAACAAAGAUGGCGAUCAUCGUUGGAGAACCAGCAGAGAUUUGGACUACAUAGACCAGUGAGCACCCUGCCGAAGGACCGUCUGUCUCAGGUGACCCGGCGCGGUAUGAUCAGUGAGGCGAGAGGCAGGGCCACGCCGCACGGGCCGGCCAAUCAGGGCCGAGCACCGCACAGGGAAGGCCCAAUCAAAUCGGCGAUGAACAGAUCUCCUUCCAGAGCGCCCUCUGCUGGAUGGAGAGAGAGGAGAGACGAGAUGGAGAGAGAAGAGAGGGAGGAGAUGGAGAGAGAAGAGAUUGAGAGAGAGGAGAAUGAGGCAUCAAGCUCAUGGGGCCCGCCCCUGGAGAUCCCCAGACACCUGAAUGUGAAGGAGCCUAAAACAGGUCUGGCUGGGCUGUCUGAAGAUGAGGAGGAGGAGGAGGAGGCGGAGGAGGAAGGAGCCGAAGGGAUGUCUUGGUUGGAGAGGCUCUCUGACACUGACACAAGUAACCUCAGCAAGAUCGACUGGGCUGAGAUUGAAAGACUGGUAGCCACAGAGGAAAUUUGAAGAAUACUUUCCAAAGUGCUUUCAUGACUUAUAAUUGUCAAGCCUUAGUACACAGACUUUUUGUUAUUUAAAAAUAUGUGCCUUUACACAAGCACCGCCUCAACACAUUUUUGGAAUUGCCUAUUUAUAAGGUCAUUUAGGCUUGAUAGAUACAGCAAGAUAUGAGUUUGUUCUACUGCAAUGCAGUAUGUUAUCAUUUUAUAUCUGUCGGCUUAUUUUAGGUCAUUGUGUGACUAUUAUUUGUUUCAGUAAAGUGAUUAGGAGAGAAUAUUUUGUAUUUUUAUAAUUUAUUUGUGAAUA